Molecule: messenger RNA, 2061 nt
Organism: Patiria miniata (bat star)
Lineage: Eukaryota; Metazoa; Echinodermata; Asteroidea; Valvatida; Asterinidae
Gene: iqcg
Product: dynein regulatory complex protein 9-like
Exons: 9
Coding region: 32-1411 (459 amino acids)
Biological process (GO): cilium organization; sperm axoneme assembly
Cellular component (GO): cytoplasm; sperm flagellum
Molecular function (GO): protein binding
Source: RefSeq, a predicted model, not a curated record
GAAGCCUAACAUUUGACCUGUACAUGACAUUAUGCGAAGCAGCGCAGAAGCUUGGAAACGAAUAAACAACACUGCAUUGCACUGUGCGGGACGGACCGGACCGCAGUAUCACAACACAACAGGGUGCCAAUAUUUAAGCAGAUAUUCGUUCUCGGAAAAUUUCCUCAAGGAAAGAAGAUGUUUGUCUAGUUUGUUGAGUGAGCAAGCAGCGACAUCAUUGGUAACCAUGUCGGAGUUAACGGAUCUAGACUCUGUCUACAUCACCACGGUGCUGGAGGAUACCGUGGACCAGCUAGCCAUCCUGGGCAAGAUUAUGCCCCAGACUUUUGAGGGGAGACCGGAUGCAAAUGAGAUGGUGGGAGAUGAGAUCGGUAAGAUCAUAGACAGCCAGAAGCAACUGGAGUCCAAGUAUGAGGGGCUGAUCUCCAAGAGGGCGGAGCUCCGCGCGGGGGGCAGGAAGGGGGAUGCCAACCACCUGAGGGCGACAGAGGAAGAGAUAAGCAGCGUGGUGGGCGGGAUACGCCACGCCACGCAGACGUUCAGUAAGAGUCUCAAGCAGAGCCCGCUGACCUCAGACAACUUGGGCAAGAUGCAGGGCGAUAGGCAAUUUCUCCAAGACGUCUUGUCUGAGGCCAUGGACGAGAUCACCUUAGAGAAGACAUUUAUGAGUCUCAUCCAGUCGGUCACGGCAGAGCGCGAUAAAAAGGCCGAACUGCAAAACACCAUCCUCAAGGAGGAGGAAGGGCGCAAGCGCAUCCGCAGCCUCCAACGCCAGAUUCAGAACGUCAAGGUAGAGCUUGAAGAAGAGAUCCAGCAACGCAACGAGAUGAUCGCCCAUCUGAAGGACCAGCUGCAGGAGAUGAAAGCCAAGACUAGCAUGGAAGGGAAGUACGUCCAGAAGGAUGCAGAGGUGGCCGUCAACCAGGUCCAGAAGAGGUGCAUGCUGAGCGAGAAGCAGCUCAAGGAUGAGAUUGAGCUGAUUAAGAAGAAGAUUGAUGAAGAGAUUCGUGUCAACCAGGAGAUUGAGCAGUACCUCAAGGCACAUCAGUCGGAGUUGGAAGAGAAGGUUGAUUACUGGAUGGAGAAGUACGACAAGGACGUGGAUCAGAAAACACAUCAACUGGAAGUAUUGAAGGCGUCCAAAGCAAGCGACCUGGCCAGACUGCAAGAACUGACUAAACUGUAUGCCGAGUAUGAGCAAGUGGUUGUGGAAGACAGAAUUGACAAGGAGAAGAUUCGAAGAUUACAGGAACAAGAACUUGAAGAACUCAAGUCAACAGUCAAGUUACAAUCUUGGUGGCGUGGCAUCAUGGUCCGCAGGCAACUUGGCCCCUACAGCAAGAAGAAGAAGAAGAAGGGAAAGAAAGGAAAGAAGGGAUCCGGCAAAAAGAAAGGAAAGAAAAAGAAGUAGAGCCAGUCUGUUCUGCGGUAAAAGUUUGCUCUGUAAAUAGAACAAUUUGGAUUGGUUUGUCUUGGCAAGGGGAGAGGUUUACUGUUAAAAGAAUGCUAUGUAUAGAGUUCCCGAGAAAAUUAUGCGGCAUGGCGCAUUGACCUUAAGUUUUGGGGACAUUUGGAAUCAACUUGGAAUGUAGAUGUGAACAAACUUCCAAAAGAAUUUUUUCCAAACUCUUGUUUUUGAUAUUAAUUCCAAAUCUUAAAUAUUUAAGCCGUCCAGUGUUUUUGCAAGAUGAUUCUUUUAAGUCUUCUGUGUGAAAACAUGAACCCAUGUGCCUUGAAUUUUGUAAAAUCAAAUUGUUCCGAAAAUUGAUUUUUAAUAUUUUUUUUAUAAUGAUUUUUAUAAUAAAAUUAUUAUGACUUUGAUUUUUUUUAUACCAACUGACAUAAAUUGAAAUUAAUUUUGAUAAUCACACAGUAUCUUUAUCCGUCCAUAAGGUGUUUUAUUUUUACAGCUGUACAUCCAACUACAAAUGUACUAAAAUUGUAAUGAAAUUAAAUCUUUUGUUAAAUUCAAUUUCUCACACAUCUUAUUAUACAUCUUAUUAUUCACUAGAUGAUGGUAAAAUAAAGGGGUUCCCUAGCUUUGGCCCAUGUUUAAAAACA